Miscanthus lutarioriparius is the source of this 951-nucleotide messenger RNA. The record is from the annotation of a GenBank genome assembly. Lineage: Eukaryota; Viridiplantae; Streptophyta; Magnoliopsida; Poales; Poaceae.
AUGGAUAUCCCAAAGGUCGACCUACGCGGUGUCGAGCCUGGGGUUCCGGGCUGGGAGGAAGCCCGGGCCGCCGUGACGGCUUCCAUGGUAGCCUACGGCUGCGUCGUUGUCGCGUACGACGCUCUAGAGCCGGCGCUCCGGGAGGUGCUGUUCGGCCGUGCCUUUCCGGAGCUCUUUCAGCUUCCGCUGGAGACCAAGCAGCGGAACGUAUCCACCAGGUGGUUCAGAAGCUACAUAGCAAGUGCAGAAACGGACUAUGAGAGCGUCUGCGUCCAUGAACCCACGGACGACGGCAACAUCCACGAAUUCACCAACUUGUUCUGGCCGCAGGGUAACCCGGAAUUCAGUGACAUAAUGCUGCGAUAUGCAAAGAACUUGCUGCAACUGGAGCAGACGUUGCAGAGGAUGACCCUGGAAGGCCUCGGCGUCCCGGAAGACACUAUCCGCUCCCACCUCCGCUCGCUCACCCACACUCUCCGGCCGUCGCAUUACGGCGUACAGCAAGACACUGCAGGUAGCCGCCGACUGUCCAUGGCGGUGCACCGCGACUUCAACAUGAGCACCCUCAUCGUACAGCACGAAGUGGAAGGCCUCGAGGUUCAGGCAAAGAACGGGAGCUGGCUCCCCAUUCGUGCCGAGCCGGACACGUUUACCUUCCAAGCUGGCGAGCUAUUCACGAUCCUCACCAACGGGAGGGUGCCGGCGUCCGUUCACCGCGUUAGGACGCUGAGCAACCGCGAGCGCUUCUCCAUGAUUUUUGGCAGCUGGUCUGGGGACGGCGACGAGGUCAGCGCGAUGGACGAGCUCGUCGAUGGAGAGCACCCACUGAUGUAUAAUCCUUGUAGGCUCGACGAAUACGUCGACUUCCUUUACAUCGAGGAAGGCCGCAAGCUGGAUGACCCACUCAAGGCUUUCUGUGGAGUCCACAAGGGUAAUAAAUCCAUGGAGUGA